UCGUUCCAUAUGUCCUUCCCCGCCUCUGCAAAAUUUCUCUUCUCCACUUUCAGCCUGCUUCGAUUGCAAUUACUGGAAUUUCGGCGAGAGAGAGAAGUGUGAGAGAGGAAGAGAGAGAAGGUUGUCUAUGCUCAGCCUGAAAUUUUCUCACUCUUCAGAAUAAUUGUCAAUGGAUCAUUCACGUUCCAUCUCUGGGGGAGGCGAGGACAAUGUCGCAAUUCCCGAUGAUUUGCGUUGUAAGAGGUCUGAUGGGAAACAGUGGAGAUGCACUGCCAUGUCCAUGCCUGACAAGACGGUAUGCGAAAAGCAUUACAUCCAGGCGAAGAAGAGGGCAGCUAAUUCCGCAAUGCGUGCAAGUAUAAAGAAAGCUAAGAGGAAAUCUGUAGAUGAAAAUGAUGUAUACUUGGAAAGCAAGAGUGAUGAUAUGGAUCUACCACUCAGUUCUCAAUUUGGGGAUUACUCUGGGUUGUCUGGGAAGAAGAAGAAGGAUAAAUCAAAAGCCCAAGCCAGUUACUCACCUGAGAUGCCUGCUGGUAGGAGUCUUUCGGGUCGAAGCUCUCUGAGGUCAACUGAUGAUCUCGAUGGAGAUGGGUCUGACUAUGAGGACAGUAGAAGAUCGUAUAGAACGCCCCCUACAUCUGCUGCAGUGGAUUCAAACAGAAGCAGAUCGCAGAAGAUGUUUGAGAAUAGUCCUAUGGAGACUUCUGAUGUAAUUUCAGAAUCAUCUGAUGAUACUGAGGGACAGCCUUGUCAUCAAUGUCGGAGCAAUAACAAGGAUAAAGUGGUUUGGUGCCUUAAAUGUGAUCAAAGAGGGUAUUGUGAGAACUGUAUUUCAACAUGGUAUGCGGGCAUCUCCAUACAGGAAAUUCAGAGGAUUUGUCCUGCAUGUCGUGGUACAUGUAGUUGCAAGGUGUGCAUGCGAGGGGAUAAUCUUAUUAAAGCAAGGAUUCGAGAGAUAUCCCCACAAGACAAAUUGCAGUACCUUUACUGUCUUUUAUCAGCGGUGCUCCCAAUUGUGAAACGGAUCCAUGCAAUGCAGUGCUCUGAGGUUGAGCUGGAGAAAAGGCUUCGAGGAAAUGAAAUAGAUCUUGUCAGAACUAAAUUAAAUGCUGAUGAGCAGAUGUGCUGUGAUUUCUGCAGGGUACCUAUUAUUGAUUAUCACCUGCACUGCACAACAUGCUCGUACGAUUUGUGCCUUAGCUGCUGCAAAGAUAUCAGGAGAGCAUCCAAGCCUUCUGUCAAUGAAGAGUUAGAUGAUAUUUCUCUUGCAACGAAUAAUAGUGACAAAGAGCCUAAGUCAGCAAGAUUAACACGGCUAAAUUUCAUCGAAAAAUUUUCCAGUUGGAAAGCUGAUCAUGAUGGAAGUAUCCAAUGUCCCCCAAAGGAAAAUGGAGGCUGUGGGUCCUGCAUUUUAACUCUAAAGCGUAUCUUCAAGAUGAACUGGGUUGCCAAAUUGGUGAAAAAUGUUGAAGAAAUGGUCAAUGGCUGUAACAUAAAUAAUUGUGGUGAUUCAGAGGAAACUGGAGGUAGUCUCAAUCUUCUCCAGGCCGCAAACAGAGAAAAUGAUAGCGAUAACUUCUUGUAUAAUCCAUCUUCAGAAGAUCUGAAAAGUGAAGGGAUUAAAAAUUUCAGAAUGCAGUGGAGCAAACGGAAGCCUGUUAUUGUUAAGGAGGUUUUUGAUGACUCUGCAAUGACAAUGUGGGAUCCUAUGACUAUAUGGAAAGGAAUUAAAGAGACCGCAGAAGAGAAAUCGAAGGAUGCUAAAAGAGUUUUGAAGGCUGUUGACUGCACUGAUGGGACUGAGGUAAAUGUAGAACUUGAAGAGUUCAUAAAAGGUUACUUCGAUGGUAGAGUUGAUGAAAAUGGGAGACGUCAGUUGUUAAAGUUGAAGGAUUGGCCUUCACCUAUUGCUUCAGAAGAGUUUCUGUUAUAUCAAAGGCCUGAGUUCAUCAGUAAACUUCCCCUGCUUGAGUUCAUCCAUUCCAAGUGGGGUCUUCUAAAUGUUGCGGCAAAAUUGCCUCAUUAUUCCUUGCAAAAUGAUGUUGGUCCUAAGAUAUUUAUUUCUUAUGGCAAUGUAGAAGAAAUUGGCAAGGGUGAUUCUAGGAAUAAUCUUCAUCUCAACAUGCGCGAUAUGGUAUUCCUUUUGGUGCAUUCAUUUGAUCCGAAGUUAAAAGGUCUGCAGAGUACACAAAUCGAUGUUCAAAAUACUGUGAUUCAAUCUGAUACAAAGGAAUUGCACAGUGAUUCUGAAAUUCACCUGAACAGCGGUGGAUUGCCCAAAUCGUCACCUGAUGGAAUGGAUUUCUCUGUGGCCGAUGCACAGUCAGAUAACUCUGAGAAAAAGGAUGAUAAAGGAAAUGAAGAAAGCAGCAUAGUUGAAGAGAAAGGUGACAAUGAUUCUAAGAUUAGAUCCAGCGAUAAUGUUCUGGUAAAUGUCCAAGCAGGAGCUCACUGGGAUAUAUUCCGCCACGAGGAUAUAACCAAACUAAUGGAGUAUGUAAGCUUGCACAGGGAAGAUUUUGGGAAUGCUGAUGUUAUUAAUGAUAAUUCUGCAUCUCGGCCUCUAUAUGAUGGGGUAGUAUUCUUGAAUAGGCAUCAUAAAAGCAGGUUGAAAGAUGAAUUCGGAGUUGAACCUUGGUCGUUUGAACAGCAUUUAGGAGAAGCAGUAUUCAUCCCUGCCGGAAUCCCCUUCCAAGUACGGCAUCUUCAGUCCUCGGUUCAGUUGGGGCUUGAUUUUCUCUCUCCUGAAAGUCUGGCUGAAUCUAUGAGACUGUCUGAGGAAAUCCGUGGACUUCCACACGAUCAUGAUUUGAAGCUUCAAAAACUGGAGGUUGGAAAAAUAUCAUUAUAUGCAGCAAGCUCAGCCAUUAAAGAAGUUCAGAAGCUGGUUCUUGACCCAAAAUUUGGUCCAGAACUUGAAUAUGAAGAUCCGAAUCUGACUACGUUGGUGUCGAAGAACUUGGAGAACAUGGUGAAGCGCAGACAGAUUUCCUGUAGCUAAAGAAGAAACUCAUGCUUGUCGCUUCAAGAAAUGCCUCGCUCGUGUAUAAUAUGAAACAUGAUCCGACUCUAUUUGUGUUGUACCGUAGAUCAUUUUUAAGUCUUUCAAAUAUUGGCCAAGAAUUUGUUCAACCAAGUCUUAUAUAAUACCGCCGUUUCACUUUA
Molecule: messenger RNA, 3165 nt
Organism: Salvia hispanica
Lineage: Eukaryota; Viridiplantae; Streptophyta; Magnoliopsida; Lamiales; Lamiaceae
Product: JmjC domain protein JMJ24
Biological process (GO): regulation of transcription by RNA polymerase II
Cellular component (GO): chromatin; histone deacetylase complex
Molecular function (GO): chromatin DNA binding; histone H3K9 demethylase activity; transcription coregulator activity
Source: RefSeq, a predicted model, not a curated record